This is a messenger RNA of Telopea speciosissima, 1138 nucleotides long. RefSeq names its product PHD finger protein ALFIN-LIKE 2-like. Gene Ontology annotation, cellular component: nucleus. Gene Ontology annotation, biological process: regulation of DNA-templated transcription. The record is from RefSeq and is a predicted model, not a curated record. The transcript has 5 exons. Lineage: Eukaryota; Viridiplantae; Streptophyta; Magnoliopsida; Proteales; Proteaceae. Bases 151 to 879 code for a protein of 242 amino acids. Gene Ontology annotation, molecular function: histone binding; transcription coregulator activity; transcription cis-regulatory region binding.
CUCUGCCUCCAACACCUUACGAACAAUGCCCGCUUGUAUUUCUCACUGUCUCUUCAACUCUAAUUCAUCGAAACUUUUUUGAUCUCCGUGAUAAUCGAUCUGCUUUCCUAACGUUUACUGUAAAAAAAGGAUCGAUCAGACAUCUAGGGCAUGGAAAUGGCUUCCAUUACUUCAAAUCCACGUACAGUAGAAGAGAUCUUCAAAGAUUACAGUGCUCGAAGGGCUGGGAUAGUUCGAGCCUUAACCUACGAUGUCGACGAGUUUUACGCACUCUGCGAUCCAGAGAAGGAAAAUUUGUGUCUGUACGGACACCCGAAUGAGAGCUGGGAAGUCACUCUUCCCGCUGAGGAAGUUCCGCCUGAGCUGCCCGAGCCAGCGUUAGGGAUCAAUUUCGCAAGAGAUGGGAUGAACCGCAAAGACUGGCUUUCUUUGGUUGCUGUGCACAGUGAUUCUUGGUUGCUCUCCGUGGCUUUCUAUUUUGGGGCCCGCCUGAAUCGCAAUGAAAGGAAGCGAUUGUUUAGUAUGAUCAAUGAUCUUCCCACCAUCUUUGAAGUUGUGUCUGAAAGGAAGCCCAUGAAAGACAAGCCCAGUGCAGAUAGUGGAAGCAAAUCUAGACUCGGCACAAAAAGAUCAAGUGAUGGACAGGUGAAGAACAGUUCAAAACCAGCUGAUGAGGGCUAUGUGGAGGAUGAAGAUGAACACAGUGAAACCCUUUGUGGGAGUUGUGGUGGGAACUACAAUGCUGAUGAGUUCUGGAUUGGCUGUGAUAUUUGCGAGAGGUGGUUCCAUGGAAAAUGUGUCAAGAUUACACCUGCGAAGGCUGAAAGCAUAAAGCAGUACAAGUGUCCUUCUUGCAGCUUGAAGAGGGGCAGACAGUAGUCACUAAACCUGAUCCAAGGUUAUAACAUUGAUUUGGUGGCUGACAUUGUAGCAGUAGCAGUAGUAUGUAUGACAAGCAAAUAUUCUUGGUGCUGUGAUAAUUUUCAUUUCAACCGAGACUCUUUAAAGGGGUUUGAAUGUCCUGUUGUUGUCCUUUCAUCUGUGUUUUUUUUGUUAAAUUUUUUUUUUUGUUCUGUUAGAUAUUUUUGUUAUAUAUACACAUGCAAUUUAAAGAAAUGUGUAUUGUUUUGUGAUUUUA